Knipowitschia caucasica is the source of this 468-nucleotide messenger RNA. Lineage: Eukaryota; Metazoa; Chordata; Actinopteri; Gobiiformes; Gobiidae. The record is from the annotation of a GenBank genome assembly.
AUGUGUUUCAGUGCUACAGAAAAGAAGGGGGGGAAAUCCGGGAGGGAAGAGGCGCUGCUGGAGCACUUGGCCGAGGUGACCCCCGCGCUGGAGUACCUCAGUCUGCUGGGCAACGAGGCCUGCCCCAACCAGCUGGUCAGCCCCGACAAGGACGAGGACGACUACCAGCGCUACAGAUACUUCGUCCUCCACAAAUUACCGCAGCUCAAGUUCUUGGACACCAGGAAAGUGACCAGGCUGGAGGCGCUGGAGGCGCAGGCGAGGGGCGAGUUCAUGAAGGUGGUCAAGCCCAGACGGGACGCACCUCCGAGUGACGCCGCCCCGGACAAUCACCCUUUGCCUUACACACCUCUGCCCCGCGGCUCCAGAGACGGAAGAAACCACAGAGGCCUGUUCACCAAGUGCCGCUACAUCUACUACGGAAAGCACUCAGAAGGAAACAGAUUCAUCCGGAACGACCAGCUCUGA